AAUAUAUUACAAACGCAAGGUAAUCUCUACAUCCUUUUAACUCCAUAUUAAGUAAUAACUGAAGAGAAUUAUAUGUUUCUGAUACUUGGUAUAAACAUGCGACUAUGCGAGUGCCAGAGAUUUUUUAUAUUUAUAUUGCCAGUUUGCCACCCUUGUUUAUUCUAACUGUUUAUCUGCAUUUUGUAUCAGUGCACAUCAUGCACCAGUCUAUGAAUAUGUUUACAUUUUAGUAGGAUAGCUUUAGCAACCAUCAAUUGUAUUUGAUAGUCUAGUGUUUUCUUACAGUGCUAAUUCUUCAUGCUUAUAGUGCGGCAAAUAUUUCCUCUUGUUCUGUUCUCAAAGGUAGUGUUAGGCAUCUCUUUUAUGUACAGCAUUUCAGGAAGUGAUGUAAAUAAGAACGUUAUUGUUGAAAAGGGAGGCGCAGAUAAGCUUGUUAAUCUUUCAGCUAGAUUCUCAGACCAUCCUUUGGUGCUGCAAGAGGUCAUGUCAAUUAUAACUACUCUAUGUUUGAGGUCCCCAGAGAAUGCAGCUCGUGCAAUCGAAUCUGGAGCCGGGGACCUCGAUGAAAAAGUUUCAUCAGCUGCAGAGGAGCUCUUGUUUUAUGAUCAGGGUUCGAAAUGCAGAAAACAGAAAAUUUCUGCUUAAUAAUGGCAUUGAGCAACUAAUCCGAAAGGCGAAGCAAACCCUCAAGAACUGCAAAGCUGCUGCCACCGAUGCUCUUAGGGAUUUAGGUUUGGACAAUUACAACUCGUGACCUUUCUCACUAUUAUUCCCUUAUCAUAUUUCACAUUGCUUUGUUUCAGCCACUGCCCAAGAAUUCCACCUCUUGUAAUUUCAUGCCAUGAUCUCAUCACAUCUGUUUUAAUAUUUUGCAAAUAGAUAGUAUUAUGUAUAUGCUGGUAUUGUGGUUCUUUUUUAAAAAAAAAAAAUAACUUUAGAUUUU
Salvia splendens (bonfire salvia) is the source of this 943-nucleotide messenger RNA. RefSeq lists its product as uncharacterized. The record is from RefSeq and is a predicted model, not a curated record. The coding region runs from base 298 to 645 and encodes 115 amino acids. NCBI's taxonomy places the organism in Eukaryota, Viridiplantae, Streptophyta, Magnoliopsida, Lamiales, Lamiaceae. The transcript is spliced from 3 exons.